Molecule: messenger RNA, 4357 nt
Organism: Amaranthus tricolor (Joseph's coat)
Lineage: Eukaryota; Viridiplantae; Streptophyta; Magnoliopsida; Caryophyllales; Amaranthaceae
Product: kinesin-like protein KIN-14B
Exons: 23
Coding region: 268-4128 (1286 amino acids)
Biological process (GO): microtubule-based movement
Molecular function (GO): microtubule binding; ATP binding; microtubule motor activity
Source: RefSeq, a predicted model, not a curated record
AACAAGUGAGAUUUGAUGGUGAAGCGUAAACGAAUACGGUACCCAUACAUUUUCCCUGAAAAAACAAAACCCCACAUAACACGACACCGUUUUGGUCCCACUAAUACCAUUCAUUCUUCUUCAUUUUCAAAACUUGAAUUUCAUUUCCCUGGCUCUGCUUUUCCCAAAAGAGGGAAGAAGAUUUAUCACUUUCUCUAGUCUCUACCGCAGCUUUUCGGACGCUCAAAUUUUCUAGGGUUUUUAGUUUUCUUAUCGAGAAUUUGAAAAAUGGCGGAUAAAAAUCGAUGGAGUUGGGAUGUUAAAGGAUUUGAGCCCAAGAAAACGACGUCUUUUGAGACUUCAGAUCAGUAUCAGAGUAGAAAUUCGUCGUUAGUUCGUAGAUACUCGAUCUCGUCUUCGAUUUUGCCGCCUUCUGAGAUUUCUAAGCAUGCUUUGGUGUCCAAACUUCAGAAUCUUGAAGAUAAUCUCCAGUUUGCAAAGGAAGAUUAUGCAGUCUUGAGGCAAGAAGCGUGUGAUAUCCAGGAGUAUUCUAAGGCUAAGCUUGAUCGUGUAACGCAAUAUUUGGGAGCCAUUGCAGAUAAAACCCGUAAAGUGGAUCAGGCUGCUCUGGAAGCAGAGGCGAAAAUUUCUCCUCUAAUAAGCGAAAAGAAAAGGUUGUUCAAUGACUUAUUGACAGCCAAAGGAAAUGUGAAGGUAUUUUGUCGUACAAGACCAUUAUUUGAAAAUGAAGGCUUAUCAAUUGUUGAAUUUCCCGAUGAAUACACUGCUCGCGUUGAUACUGGUGAUGAGACAUUGACUAACCCUAAAAAGGAUUUUGAACUUGAUCGUGUUUACGGACCUCAUGUUGGACAAUCUGAAGUAUUCACUGAUGUUCAACCAUAUGUACAAUCUGCUUUGGACGGCUAUAAUGUUUCAGUAUUUGCUUAUGGGCAAACUCAUUCUGGAAAGACUUAUACAAUGGAAGGACCUAGCCAUGAUCGUGGUUUAAUUAUUCGAUGUUUUGAAGAACUAUUUGAUUUAUCUAACUCUGAGAGAACUACAACUUCUCGGUUUAGUUUUUCUGUCACUGUUUUUGAGCUUUACAAUGAGCAGGUUAAGGAUUUGCUUGCGGCAUCAGGCAAGAGUUCACUGAAAGUUCGAAUGGGAAUGCCUGACUCAUUUAUAGAGCUUGUGUCAGAGAAAGUUGAUAAUCCUAUGGAUUUCUCAAAAGUUCUGAAAGCAGCGCUGCAGAGUCGGGGCCCUGAUGCACAAAAGCUUAAUGUUUCUCAUUUUAUUGUGACAAUACAUGUACAUUAUAAUAAUGCUAUCACCGGUGAGAACUUAUACAGCAAGCUUUCACUGGUUGAUUUAGCUGGAAGUGAGUGCUUGACUAUGGAUACUGAGACUGGCAAGCGUGUGACUGAGCUGUUGCAUGUGAUGCAAUCACUUUCAGCAUUGGGAGAUGUAUUUUCAUCUUUAACAUCAAAGAAAGACGAUGUUCCUUAUGAAAAUUCACUCCUCACGAAACUUCUGGCCGACUCGCUAGGUGGAAGCUCCAAAACUUUGAUGAUUGUCAAUAUAUGCCCAGAUGUUUCAAAUUUAUCCGAAACUUUAUCAUCCCUCAACUUUGCUUCUAGAGCCCGAAGUGCUGUUUUAAGCCUUGGAAAUAGAGAUACAAUAAAGAAAUGGAGAGAUAUUGCAAAUGAUGCACGUCAAGAGCUGUAUGGUAAAGAAAACGAUAUCCUUUAUCUGAAACAAGAAGUAGUGAGUUUACAGCAAACACUCAAAGAUGCAAAUGAUCAAUGUGUCCUCCUAUUCAACGAAGUUCAGAAGGCUUGGAAAGUUUCCUUUACUUUACAAUCAGAUUUGAAGUCAGAAAAUAUUAUGCUUUCAGAAAAGUAUAAGAUUGAGAAAGAUCAGAAUGCACAACUAAGGAAUCAAGUCGCUCAAUUGCUGCAAGUAGAACAAGAACAAAAGUUUCAGAUACAAGAAAGAGAUGCAACAAUUCAGAAACUUCAGGCUAAAAUUGGGAGUUUAGAGCAACAAUUUAAUGAAGCCCUUCGUUCUUCUGAAAGCAAGUCAGAGGGUGCAACUGAUUCUAAUAUGAAGGUAGCGGAGGAUAAUGUGGACUCUUCUGCUGUUACAAAGAAGCUUGAAGAAGAACUUCUGAAACGGGAUGCCUUGAUAGAGAGGUUGCAUGAGGAAAAUGAGAAGCUAUUUGACAGAUUGACUGGAAAAGCUGCAUCAGUUGGGUCAUCCCAGGUAUCUAGUCCGUUAUCUAAACGAGAAUCAAAUGCCCAGACGCAAGAUGUGGCCAGGACCAAUACUGUUACCAGUACGGGACGUUCUGCUCAAGUGGUGUCCGGGUCGUCAGCUAGUGGCAAGGGAGAAAUGGCAGUUGCUCUGGUCAAAGCUUCAAACGAGCUAGCAAAAGCCACCCCGGCUGGAGAAUAUCUUACUGCUGCCUUGAAUGACUUUGAUCCAGAACAGUAUGAAGGGCUCGCCGCUAUUUCAGAUGGUGCAAACAAACUUCUGAUGUUGGUUCUUGCAGCUGUUAUAAAAGCCGGUGCCUCUAGAGAGCAUGAAAUACUUGCAGAAAUUAGAGAUGCUGUCUUCUCAUUUAUUCGUAAAAUGGAGCCGAUGAGGGUGAUGGAUACUAUGCUUGUAUCUCGUGUAAGGAUAUUGUAUAUAAGAUCUUUAAUUGCUAGAUCUCCGGAACUGCAAUCUAUCAAGGUUGCUCCAGUUGAUCGAUUCUUAGAGAGAGCUCCUAAUGGAAGAAGUAGGAGCACUAGUCGUGCGAACAGCCCUGGAAGGUCUCCAGUGCGUUAUGAUUUGAGCCCUAGAACUUCUCUGGUUGAAGGGCAAAUUCAAGGCUUCAGAGUGAAUAUAAAACAAGAGAAGAAAUCCAAAUUUUCUUCUGUGGUUUUGAAGCUGCGGGGUAUUGAUGAGGAAACGUGGAGGCAACAUGUAACUGGUGGAAAACUCAGGGAGAUAACAGAGGAAGCCAAAAGCUUUGCUGCGGGAAAUAAGGCUCUUGCUGCUCUCUUUGUUCAUACACCAGCUGGGGAGCUACAGCGUCAAAUUAGAUCAUGGCUAGCUGAGAAUUUUGAGUUUCUUUCAGUUACAGGUGAUGAUGCACUAGCUGGUACUACUGGCCAAUUGGAGCUCCUCUCUACUGCUAUCAUGGAUGGUUGGAUGGCUGGGCUUGGUGCUGCUUUACCUCCAAAUACAGACGCUCUUGGUCAACUCCUAUCUGAGUACACAAAACGGGUUUACACAUCUCAGUUGCAGCAUCUAAAGGAUAUUGCAGGCACAUUGUCAAUGGAAAUGGCAGAAGAUCCUGCUCAGGUGGCAAAGCUACGCUCUGCUCUUGAGUCUGUUGAUCACAAGAGACGAAAGAUAUUGCAACAGAUGAAAGCUGACGCAAGUCUACUAACGCUGGAAGGUGGUGGCUUGCCUAUACCCAAUCCUUCUACUGCAGCUGAAGAUGCUAGACUUGCUUCUCUGAUUUCUCUUGAUGGCAUAUUGACACAAGUCAAGGACAUGACAAGGCAAGCUUCCAUAAAUUCCUUGAGUAAAAGCAAGAAAAGAGCAAUGCUUACUUCUCUAGAUGAACUUAGUGAGCAAAUGCCAUCUCUUCUUGAGAUUGAUCAUCCAUGUGCCCUGAGGCAUAUUGCUGAAGCUCGAGUCAUUGUAGAGUCCGCUGCUGAAGAGGAUCAUUUCCAAUUUUCCCAUGCUCAUAAGCCAUCAUCGGAUUUCAACUAUGGUGCUGCAACUGAUGUCUCACAGUGGAAUGUCCUACAAUUCAACACCGGCUCUUCCACCCCCUUCAUCAUUAAAUGUGGUGCCAACUCAAAAACGGAAUUGGUUGUUAAAGCAGAUGCUAAGGUUCAAGAGCCAAAGGGUGGUGAAAUUGUUAGAGUUGUUCCAAGGCCAACAGUUCUGGAAAAUAUGAAUUUGGAAGAGAUGAAACGUGUAUUCUCCGAAUUACCUGAGGCUCUUAGUUUACUAGCCUUAGCAAGAACUGCAGAUGGCUCCAGAGCUCGGUAUUCCCGGCUGUAUAGAACUCUGGCAAUGAAAGUUCCUGCCCUGAAAGAUCUUGUUAGUGAGUUGGAAAAAGGAGGGGUUUUGAAGGAUGUGAAGCAAUGAGUUGAUGCAGAUGAAUUUAACGUUAUGAUCGUGUAUGUAUUGGUGGUCUUUUUUCCGGAUGAAAAUCACCGUUGCUGUUCUUUUUUACGACAUUGUUACCCUUGUGUUUUACCGUGUAUCAUUUUGGGGAUUCCUUUUUGUGAUACUGCAAAAAUGUAUGUAAAAUUUGUUGUAUUAUUCUUUGUAGUCACUCGUAAUUGUCAUCAAUUAAUGCGUUCUAUUCACUCGA